Molecule: messenger RNA, 806 nt
Organism: Drosophila innubila
Lineage: Eukaryota; Metazoa; Arthropoda; Insecta; Diptera; Drosophilidae
Product: fibrinogen-like protein 1
Exons: 2
Coding region: 17-742 (241 amino acids)
Source: RefSeq, a predicted model, not a curated record
UUAAUAGAGGUCAAUAAUGAAGACGCUAGUGUACAUUUUCUUGUCAGUCUUCUGGCUGUCUUUGACCUUUGCCCAUCUAGAUUCAAACGUUGAAUUGUUCAAGAGUUAUCCUGAUUCGUGUACAUCUGCUAAGCCCAAAAAGAAUGGUAUAUACAAAAUCAAAGUAAAUGGACAAAUUAUGCCCGUAUACUGUGAUGUUGCUCUCACUGGAUCCCCCUGGUUGGUCAUUCAGCGUCGUGUGGAUGUCUCCGUUAACUUCUAUAGGAACUGGUCAUCAUAUCAGGAAGGAUUCGGUGACUUGGAAAAGAGCUUCUUUAUUGGCCUGAAUACGCUGAAUACUCUAACUGUAUCAAAAUCCCAUCAACUCUACGUUCAUCUAGAGGACUUUGAAGGUCAAAAGCGUUUUGCCCGAUACGAUCGGUUUGCCAUUGGUAACGAGGCCAAUAUGUAUGGUCUUAAUACAUUGGGAACCUAUUCAGGUACAGCUGGAGAUGGACUUAGAUUCCAUCAGAAUGCAAAAUUCUCAACCUAUGAUCGGAAUAAUGGCAAUAUUACCGUAAACCGAGCUGCCAGAUAUACUGGGGCCUGGUGGUACAAUACCACCCACAAUAGCAAUCUGAAUGGUCUUUAUUUCGGAGGUGAUUAUGGAGUGGAACAAAGCGGUCGUGGCAUAACCUGGAAUUACUGGCGUGGCAAUAACUAUAGCUAUAAAACCGUUCACAUGAUGAUACGACCAAAUUAAUGGACAUGCAAUUUAUUAUGUAAAAGCAUAAUACAACAAAUUAAAAAACAUUAUGCAGUGAAUA